AUGGUAAGAGAGAAGGAAGUGAGGAUUCAGAUUGACGUUAUGAAGUCUAUAGAGAUAGAUCUAAAGAGAAAGACGAAGGAGAGUAAGAGACUAAAGAAGAUAGAUGAAUACGACUACAAUGAUCCAUUUAUAGAAUCUUUUGAAGGCGAAGCACAGGCUGUGAUGGUUGAGUGUAACUUGUGUGACUUUUUUGUUUAUCGUGGAGAGUUACCUUACAGUGCAAAAAAGGUUCUGAGUAUGUGGGAGUCAAGAACAUUGCGAGAACAGCUAAAGAACAACGAACAGAAUAAAAAUGAUGAUUCAUGUACAGAAACAACCAAAAAGAGUGAUGCAAAGCACAGCGAUGAAUUUAUCAAUAAUACAACGGAGAAAGACGCCAAGGAGUUGAAUGCAGCAAAUGAAAAGAAAUAUAGAAGGAAUAUCAAGACCGAAAGGCGGACUACCCAGUAUAUCUUAAGUCUUUUAAAGCACGAAAUCGAUGAAUGCAAAAAGGAGGGAUCUGAAGAUGUUGGAUUUGAGUCAUGUCUGUAUAUGUCGAUGCUCAAGUCAUUUGCAAAAGAAUGGAACAUCAAUAUAGAUGAAACGAGUAUAGAUGCAGUGAAUAGUAAGAGCAGCUGCGAUGAGUACACAAAGCUGUACUUAGACAAUAUUCGCAGAAAUGCCUAUAAAGUUCUUGAUGAAAUACGUGCUGACAUUCAAGAUCAGAAGUAUUAUCCUGAAUCGCCUUCGUUGUUCAAAGGAUUUAGCAACAAGAGAUUUCUGCAGAAUCUUUGCAAGUAUCAUUUAUUGUUUGUGAAGAUGGCGUUUAUUGAAGAUAAAACGCAGUUGUUCAGUGCAGCUGUGCAGAAAGCACACUUCAAUAUUCGAGAUUUGUUUGAAGAUUCGUGUAAAAAUCCAGGCCAAACCCAGUCACACAUGAUUAGAUACAUUUCUCAUGAUUUAGGUGUGGAGAAUAUUUUUGAGGACAAAGCAAUCAAGAUCAAUUCAAAAGGGUCUGAAGAUAAAUGA
Ordospora pajunii is the source of this 1008-nucleotide messenger RNA. RefSeq lists its product as uncharacterized. The record is from RefSeq and is a predicted model, not a curated record. The coding region runs from base 1 to 1008 and encodes 335 amino acids. The transcript has a single exon. NCBI's taxonomy places the organism in Eukaryota, Fungi, Microsporidia, Ordosporidae.